AGACAAAUGAAGAAAAUUCAAGAAAAAGAACUGUAGAUUUGGUAGAAGAAACAGAAAAUAGUUUAGAAUCAGAAGAAGAACAUGCAACAAAUAGUUCUAACUGGCAAUCUUCAACUAAAAAAAAAUCUAGACAGAAAGCAGAAAAAAAUCAUGAGCAUUAUGAAGCUACUUAUUAUUAUUAUAUUCCUAAAAAAUCUUGGGCAAGAGGAAAACCAGCAACAUUAGAAGCAUAUUUGGCAAAUAAAUGCUCUAAUUCCUUACCAAAUCAAAUAGCAAUAAUAUCUCAUUUUUUAUCUGAUUAUCUAUUACCAAAAGCUGCAAUUAAUCGACUUGAUAAAAAAAUAAUUAAAGUUUGGGUAAUAGCAGGAAUUCCUUUUGAAGUUAUCAAAAAUCUGUUUAUUAAAGAU
This is a messenger RNA of Racocetra persica, 407 nucleotides long. Lineage: Eukaryota; Fungi; Glomeromycota; Glomeromycetes; Diversisporales; Gigasporaceae. The record is from the annotation of a GenBank genome assembly.